Molecule: messenger RNA, 2533 nt
Organism: Erpetoichthys calabaricus (reedfish)
Lineage: Eukaryota; Metazoa; Chordata; Cladistia; Polypteriformes; Polypteridae
Product: alpha-1-antitrypsin homolog
Exons: 5
Coding region: 170-1396 (408 amino acids)
Biological process (GO): negative regulation of endopeptidase activity
Molecular function (GO): serine-type endopeptidase inhibitor activity
Source: RefSeq, a predicted model, not a curated record
UUUGUAACUAUAUGUCCAGUGUUGCUUGCCACAGUCUUAGUUAAUGUUUAGGAGGCGUCUCUCUUCCGCUUAAUCGGAGUAUAAAUUGGUGGGGAAAAAAAAGAAAGAUAGUUUAGCAUCACACACUUGACAACACUUUCUGUAGCAGAGAACGAAAAGGGGGUACACAAUGAAAACCUUUGUUCAUAUGUGUUUAAUCGUGAUCCUGCUCUGCAGUGGAAUCAGAACUGAUGACAGCCUUCCCCAUGAAGACAGGGAUACUCCACAGAAUUGUCACAUAUAUUCAUUGGCUAUAGCAAAUGCCGACUUUGGCUUGGGCUUAUAUCAUGCAUUAAGCUCCCUGGAAGACAUGAAUGGCAAGAACAUUUUCUUUUCACCACUCAGCGUCUCCAGGGCCCUAUCUAUGGUGGCCUUGGGUGCUGCUGCAGAAACUCACGAUCAGCUUUUUAAAGCAUUAGGCUUUAACAAGACAGUAGUUAAUGAAACAGUGGUCAACUCUGCCUUUAUGAAAUUGUUUGACAAAUUCCAGAGGGAUGAGAAGGAACUCCAGCUGGAUACUGGCAGUGCCAUCUUCCUAAAAGAAGGAUUCAAACCAAAUGACCAGUUUCUAGAGGAUAUCAAACACUAUUUUGAAUCAGAGGGUUUUUUGAUUGACUUUUCAGAAACAGAGAAAGCAAAAAACGUAAUCAAUGAUUACAUAUCACAGAAGACACAUGGCAAUAUUGAAAACCUGGUUAAUAAAUUAGAUCCUAGCAGCUUAAUGAUUCUGGUGAAUUACAUUUAUUUCAAGGGCAAGUGGGAGAAGCCUUUCAAUCCAAAGCUUACUCAUAAGGAAAGCUUCAAUGUGGACAAUAAUACUGUGAUACAAGUUAAGAUGAUGACCCGAAAUGGCAAAUAUGAUGUGUAUGAAGAUGAAAACCUUACUGCAGUACUCCUUCCAUACAAAGGCAAUUCUACAAUGAUGCUUGUUUUACCAAAACCAGAAAAAUUUAAACAAGUGGAGCAGCUCUUGAAUAGAGAUGAAAUAGGAAAAUGGAUCCAAACAAUGGAGAGAACCAAUAUCCAUCUGCAUGUUCCCAAAUUUUCUGUGUCAACCUCCUACUCACUCAAAGACUCAUUGAAGAACAUGGGCGUCACUGAUUUGUUUGAAGGUGACGCUAACCUUUCCCGAAUUACUGAUAAGAUUAAGUUGAAGGUGUCGCAGUUUAGUCAUAAAGCCGUACUUACUGUUGAUGAAGUUGGGACAGAGGCAUCUGCAGGAAGUUUUUCUGAAAUCAUGCCACUGCGAAAACCACCCGUCAUAAAACUGAACAGGCCUUUUAUCCUGAUGAUUAUUCAAAAAACAACUGACCAGUUGCUGUUCAUGGGAAAAAUUGCAAACCCUAAAGAAAUGUGAAUCUUCAUAUGUGACAAAUAAAACACAACAAUCUGAUCAAGGUCAUAUGCUGACUUUAUAUUUAAGCUUUAUUUUUUAAAAGUAAACUUUCUUGUGCAUUAUUUAAAAAAUACCAGAAAAUGGUAACCACAAAAUAUUAAAAAGUGGGUGAAAUUGAGUAAAAAAACUACAUCAAAAUUGGUAACUCUUGGCAGGCCCUUUAAUGAUUCUGCCUUUGAAUUGUUUCAAAAUGUCUAAUCUCACUUUGGUAUUCUGUCCCGUUUUUUUUGUUUUGCCUGUGAAGUUCCACUAACGUCAUCCUUACCCUUUCAUCCACUGUUCACUCUCAUAAGUUCCUUCUCUCCUGAUAGACAGUACGUCUCUGGCCUACACCAGCUAUGUAAACCUCUUUCUUUAAUUAAUCAAAGGUCCCAUGGCCUGUCUCUUACUGCAAGGACUCCACCAUUUUCAAAAAUAUUAGAAAUUCUACCACAAACUCUUAUAAUGAAUUGAUUCAGUUUUUAAAUGUUCACAGACUUGACCUAAGCAUUUAUAAACUACACCAUUUCUGUUAUCUCCACUUCCAUGGUGUUCUGACAUAUUCAUGCAUACAGUAUGUUCUGCUCUUCCAUCUAACACUGUCGCUCUUCAUUAUUAUCUGUUACAGUUCCCACAUUGCCUCACACUCAAGCAUAUGUUCUUGUCUUUGAUGUUUGCUUCCAUCGUCAAUUCUUCUGGAAUACUCUGGUCUAUAUCCACCACCCUCCCCAGUUAUCACAAACUACUCCUCUGUCCCUGAUUGAGAUCUCCUAAGUGGCUCUCCUAAUUUUAUAAUUUGAUUCAUUUGGUUCUGUCUGCAUCAUAGAUCAGAAAAGCAUCACAGUACCAUUGAAGACUGGCACCCUUUAGCAGCACUGGUUACAUCAUUUCUUGCCAGAGACUUGCCCUGCUGCAAGUGCUAUCCUUGUUCUAUCUUUUCUUCCACUGCUUUCUUAGAGAGUAUGGUGAGCAGCCAUUAACAUUGCACUAAUGAUACUACAUGGGAUUUGACACUGGGGUGGGCGCUAUUCUGGGUGGUAUUCUUAAUGCAAUACUGCUGCCUUGGAAUUAAGUUUUUACUCUUGAUCGAACGAAUAAAGCUUUGGUUCCAAAAUCAAA